AUGGCCAAGAACAACAACAACCUCGAGAAGCUUUCCGACGCUCCACUGGAGUUUUUCAAGGACGGCACGGCCUUCCUGUCCAAGUGCAACAAGCCCAACCAGCGCGAGUUCCUGCAGAUCAUCCGCGCUGUGGGUAUCGGCUUCCUGGCCGUGGGCGUGAUCGGCUACGCCAUAAAGCUCAUCCACAUCCCAAUCAGACACCUCAUUGUAUAG
Molecule: messenger RNA, 213 nt
Organism: Eremothecium gossypii ATCC 10895
Lineage: Eukaryota; Fungi; Ascomycota; Saccharomycetes; Saccharomycetales; Saccharomycetaceae
Gene: SSS1
Product: translocon subunit SSS1
Exons: 1
Coding region: 1-213 (70 amino acids)
Biological process (GO): protein targeting; post-translational protein targeting to membrane, translocation
Cellular component (GO): Ssh1 translocon complex; membrane
Molecular function (GO): transmembrane protein transporter activity
Source: RefSeq, marked provisional